This is a messenger RNA of Symphalangus syndactylus (siamang), 681 nucleotides long. RefSeq lists its product as uncharacterized. The record is from RefSeq and is a predicted model, not a curated record. NCBI's taxonomy places the organism in Eukaryota, Metazoa, Chordata, Mammalia, Primates, Hylobatidae.
AUGGAGCAAGGGGUGCUUACGGGAAUUGGAGGGGACGCGGUGUCUUAUCCACCCCCGGAUUUCUGGGCUCCAGCUCACGAGUCCCUCCAGUCCCGAGGGACUGAGGAUGAUGUGCGUCUGAGCCGUCCCCUCCACUUGCCCCCUAUCCCCCCGGCAGCCGCCGCGUCCCCUUUAAAUGCCCGGGAGCCGGAGCCGGAGCCGCGGCCCGCGCUGCGGCUGCUGCAGCAGCGGAGCCCACCGCAGUCCCCACACGUCACAAGCGACUGUCCAAUCACAGAGGCGCCGGCGCACAUCAAAGGGGCGGGCCGCCCGAGGCCACGCCUCCCUCCUGCCCCGGAGGCUCCCGGAGCGCCAGCCAAGGGCUGUAGACUUUCUCAUCCGCCGCCUCCAGGGCUCCGGUUCCUGAGAUUUGCAGAAGUGCACCUCCACCUCCUGCCCAUUCCGCUCUCGCAUCCUAAACCCAGUGGGAGGCACGGGAUGACCCAGCGGAGUCGCAGCGUCCUGACCUGGCCUUCGGUACCCUUUCCCCAGAUUAUAGGUUACUGAGGAUUGCGGGGGAUGGCGGGAGGAGUGACUCCCCAGCCCCACCCCUGCCCGUAAAGUUGGUGGAGCGGGUGGUGACAGACACUUUGCCCCUUUUGCAGAUGGCCCUAUAAAUAAAAAACACACUUUCUCCCCUGC